AAAACUAUUUCUGUUUCUCUAAAGACUUCAUCUUGGCUAGAGAAGAAGCUCGUUACUAUAAAUAUCACAAACUCCUCGAUUGCUUCAAGAGGAACAGUUCGCGCUCUUCUACUACUGACAGUGCCUUCAUCGGUUUUUGCAGACUAAAGGGUAAUGCUAGAGUCCAUUCCACAACCAUGGGUACCUUACCUGGUGCUGCUGCUCAACACUUUAGUCUUUCAUUUAAUGAGAAGAAUUUUCUUAAUGUUUUGCCCAGUUCCUAUGCGGAUCGUAAUCGCCGAGAUCAUCGCUACGUUAGAGCUUUGUACGGGCUGCGCUGAAUUAGGUGUGGUGUAUGAAAUUCACGGCUACUUGGGGCUUGGUCUUGCUCUUUUAGCUGUGUGCUUCUGGUGGUGUUCCGUCUGGGGUGAUGCCGAAGCCUGCCCGUGCGGUCCCUUUGAAGAAUGCUUAUUUGGAUCUGGUUUCAAUGCUGAGGUGAUGAAAAAGGUUCUAGGACAAGCAAUUGGCGGAGCAAUCACAUCUCUAUGGUUGAACUACAUCUGGUCUUUCCACAUGAUACCUGAGCAUGAAGCUCUUCAUACCGCAGCAGAAUGCCAAGCCGGUUUACAGGUGCACAUGGCAUAUGGAGCACUUAUAGAAGGACUGAUAACAUUGAUUAGUCGAGUGGUUGCAUUAGAAUCUGCUUUUUGGACAGCUGAACUAAUGAUAUCAUCAAACGCCAUAGUGACAACGAUUCUAGUUUUAGCAGCUACAAGCACUACAGGAGGUUUCUUCAACCCUGUCUUAGCUACUGCAUUGACACUGGGCUGUAAAGGCAACACUUUAAUGGAACAUAUCGUUGUAUACUGGAUUGGCUCACUUGUUGGGGGUUUUAUUGGUCGAUAUUUGUUUGAAAUACGUUUUAGCUCAAGAAAAAUAAAAGAGCUUUAAUAAUGACGAAGAGCACACAAAUGAGAAUAAGACGUUGCUCAAAUAUUUUUUCUGACUGAGUGUGCCUAAUAUAAGUAAGACAUCCCAUUGUUAAAUAAAUUGUAUUUUCUCUUUUUAGGCCUCAAAGUAGACAUAAUUGAAUAUAUUUAUUGAUUAAAUAAAGCGGUAAAAGGUAAUUUAUAUUUUUUCCACUCACAAAAUGCAAUGGAGAACUAAGAAUUACUUUUUCUCAUAACGAAAGAUUAUAACCUAUAUUGUCACGCAGGUGUGAAUCUUAUUUGUAAAAAUAUGCAUUCUAGAAAUAUUAUUUCAAUGAUAUAUUUUGUGUCAAUAUUUAUCAUCUUUUCAAUUUCAACCUCUACCUGGUCUCUACCUUACCGUGAUAUUUAGGAUGUCAAAAUAUCUUCUAUAUUCGGCAUGACUAUGAGAAGUAAUAGAUAAAAAAGGUCUUAAAGCGUAUAAAAUAAGUACGGUCUUUAAUCGUGUAAACUUACAAAUGAAAGCAUUUCCAAAAUGAAGUGCGAAUAUUUCUCUUAAAUAUAACCCAUUCAUUUUUUAACAUGGACACAAAUGAGUGCUAGACAUUUUACCAAACGUGUGAUCCACCUUUUUCAUUCCAUUCAUAAAGAAGGUUUGUAAUUUGAGCCAUAUGCGCUCAAAAUAUUUGACUUCCGUAUUAAAUGAAAGCGCUGAGUUUUAAACACGUCUUUUAAGUUUCGGAACAAUCAAAAAUUGAACGAUGCAAAACCAAGACUACAAGAAGUAUGUGGAACAAGCGUGCAUUCAAUGCUUCAAUUACUUCUAAUGUUUGCUGACUAGUACGACUGAUCAUGUUGGGGGGGCGAACGUUUUUGAGCUGAUUCUGCGGAUAUGCUGUUGUUUUAAUACUUGUAAGAUUUCACAAGACCUUUCGGUGUGAAUCAUUGCUUUGUUAAGCAAAAGUUCCCUGUAAAUCACGUUUUUUGCAUUUCAAGAAAUUGUGAGCAUUUCUUUAUGUCCUGAGUGAACUAUUCUGCAUUUCUUAAUAUUGAAAGGACCUGCAUGACGAUAUUCCAUGAAUUUCCUUUUUUCGCAUUCUUACAGCGAUCAUCAUAAUCAUACAUUUAUGAAUUUCGAGCUGUGUGUAACCUUCUAGUGUCAAACCUGUGUUACUGUCGUUGCUUUCGAUACAGUACAGAGGAAUUAAUCAAUGGAGUUAAACAAUAAAAUGAAACUAAACUGAUUUACACCUUAUAGUUGCAUUUACUUAAACAGGUAAAGGCAAUUAAACAAUGAGAUUAAACUAAGCUCAUUUAGUUCUAAUAGUUGCAUUUACCAAGCAGGUGUAUGUAAUUUUCUACACCAAUCGCCAGGGGCGCUGUUUGUGCAUAAAUCAUCAAAUUCUUCAACUAAAUUAACCCGAAAAGUGAUAACCAGUCAAUCAUUUGUUUGUUUUUCUUGGAAAAUGAUUUCUGUAAUUUAGUCCAACAAAUUUCUCUAGAGCAAUGCUCAUCUCAUGAAAAAGAAUGAGCAGAAAAACAAAAUAAUUUCCUUAAAUCGCAUGUUCCUUCCGUUAAAGAAGAUCCAUAUUAUAUUGCAACCGUGCCUUUACCAAGUAUGUGGUUUUUCACGUGAAAAAGUCAAAUUAUGCUUAUAAUGCGAGAAAAACAUUACAUUAAUGCAUAGUAAGACAAAUAUACCUUUUCAUAUUGCUGCUACAUUGGAAGCAAUGCAAACAAAUAUAUUUUGUUAUUUAAUAGAUAUAAAUUACGUUUAAUAAAUUUCAUUACAAAUGUCUUUUGUAAAUAUCUUUUACAGUCAACUUAAGACACAAUCAAAAGCGUAGGAAUUUGGAAGUACCUGCAAAAUGAAAUACAUGCAAACAUGAAUAUUUAAAUUUGGGUAUAAUAUUUUCUUGGUGUAAAAGGAAAUAAAAUGCUUAUAAAUUAAUUUUAUAAAGAAAAAAAAGAUGUAAUAAAGACAUUUUCUUAUA
Stegodyphus dumicola is the source of this 2902-nucleotide messenger RNA. RefSeq names its product aquaporin (gene AQP). Gene Ontology annotation, cellular component: cytoplasm. Gene Ontology annotation, molecular function: channel activity. NCBI's taxonomy places the organism in Eukaryota, Metazoa, Arthropoda, Arachnida, Araneae, Eresidae. The record is from RefSeq and is a predicted model, not a curated record.